CGCUGCAGCCUGUCCAGACCUUUCCUCUCUUUCCGCUUUUUCCUGCUAAGGGCGAGCUUCCGUUAAUACUUGUUGUCCUUCCUGGUCCUGGGAGCCCCGGGAGCCGGGGAGGGAAGAGUUGCCUGCAGGGAUUGGGGCAAAUACCCACGGCGGGAAGGCGGGACUUCCGCAUCCUGACGGAAGUGACGCGACAGUCGCGGCCGCCGACAGGUGGAAAGGCAGGUGGGUUCAGGUGCCAGCCUGGCCAGGACCUGGCUGUGGGACCGACGCUUCCGGUGAGCGACGGAGGCAGCUCCCAAGGGCCUGGGACCCGUGGGGCGGGCUCUGGGAUCUGAGCCUUCCGCCCUGGCCUGGAGUCCCCCCCUGUACCUCUUCCCCAUUCCCUUGCCGAGCUGGGCAGUUAGCCAGCCCACCUCAACUCUCGGAACCAUGUUUGCAGACUUGGAUUAUGAUAUCGAAGAGGAUAAACUCGGAAUCCCUACUGUGCCUGGGAAGGUGACCCUGCAGAAGGAUGCUCAGAACCUGAUCGGGAUCAGCAUUGGAGGAGGGGCCCAGUACUGUCCCUGCCUCUACAUCGUCCAGGUGUUUGACAACACCCCCGCGGCCCUGGAUGGCACCGUGGCAGCUGGCGAUGAGAUCACCGGUGUCAACGGCAGGUCAAUCAAAGGAAAAACUAAGGUGGAGGUGGCAAAGAUGAUUCAGGAGGUGAAGGGGGAGGUGACUAUCCACUACAACAAGCUGCAGGCGGACCCCAAACAGGGCAUGUCCCUGGACAUUGUGUUAAAGAAGGUAAAGCAUCGGCUGGUGGAGAACAUGAGUUCAGGGACCGCAGAUGCCCUGGGCCUGAGCCGGGCCAUCCUGUGCAAUGAUGGGCUUGUCAAGAGGCUUGAGGAGCUGGAGCGCACGGCCGAGCUGUACAGAGGGAUGACAGAACACACCAAGAACCUCCUACGGGCCUUUUAUGAGCUGUCGCAGACGCACCGGGCCUUUGGGGACGUGUUCUCCGUGAUUGGGGUGCGGGAGCCCCAGCCAGCUGCGAGCGAGGCUUUCGUGAAGUUUGCUGACGCCCACCGCAGCAUUGAGAAGUUUGGCAUCCGGCUGCUGAAAACCAUCAAGCCGAUGCUGACGGACCUGAACACGUACCUCAACAAGGCCAUCCCAGACACUCGCCUCACCAUCAAGAAGUACCUGGACGUGAAGUUUGAGUACCUGUCAUACUGCCUGAAGGUGAAGGAGAUGGACGACGAGGAAUACAGCUGCAUUGCCCUAGGGGAGCCCCUGUACCGCGUGAGCACAGGCAACUACGAGUACCGCCUGAUCCUGCGCUGCCGCCAGGAGGCCCGCGCCCGCUUCUCCCAGAUGCGCAAGGACGUGCUGGAGAAAAUGGAGCUGCUGGACCAGAAGCACGUCCAGGACAUCGUGUUCCAGCUGCAGCGCUUCGUGUCCACCAUGUCCAAGUACUACAACGACUGCUACGCCGUGCUGCGUGACGCCGACGUCUUCCCCAUCGAGGUGGACCUGGCCCACACCACGCUGGCCUACGGCCUCAGCCAGGACGGGUUCACCGACGGGGAGGACGAGGAGGACGAAGACGAGGAGGACACAGCAGCUGGGGAGCCGUCCAGGGAUGCACAAGGGGCUGCCGGGCCCCUGGACAGGGGCGGAAGCUGGUGUGACUCCUGAGUGCCCCGAGGGGCGCGGAUCUGGGGGCUGGGGGAGCGGGAGGACGGCAGCCGGGGAGCGGGGCGGGGCCGCCGCACACAGGGUGGCGCAUAAAGGCCUGCUGGCUUGGGGCGCCUGCCUCCCUGCUCCUCUGUCCUAGCACAACGCACCUGGGCUCCUGCCCAGGAAGGGCACUGCGGCCAUGGCCUGGGACCUGGACACUGGCCCCUCCGCCUUCCUUCCCCACCUCCCCAGCCAGAUGGAGAGCCUGGUCUUGGGAUCCGCCUUAGGAAGGAGAGAGGGCGGAAAGGAGAAUGGGUUGGAGGUGGCAGGAAGUCCCGGACCUGUUCCUCGUGGGUGCCUCCCCCAGCCUGGAGCCUGCCAGGAGUGGGGGCCCAGGGCAGCCAGCUGAGGUCGGGGCCGUGUCUCGUGUACCCCCUCACCUGCCCCAGGCUGGCCCCGCCCCAGGCCACACUCACACCUCGGUGGCCUUUAUUUAUUUUAUUCCCCUAGCACAGCCCCCUCCCAGGGAAGGGCUGGGCGCUGGGCCUGUAUUGAAUAAACACAAACCCAGACGGAGCCGG
Messenger RNA from Ceratotherium simum simum (southern white rhinoceros), 2246 nucleotides. RefSeq names its product protein interacting with PRKCA 1 (gene PICK1). Gene Ontology annotation, biological process: dendritic spine maintenance; receptor clustering; regulation of Arp2/3 complex-mediated actin nucleation. The record is from RefSeq and is a predicted model, not a curated record. NCBI's taxonomy places the organism in Eukaryota, Metazoa, Chordata, Mammalia, Perissodactyla, Rhinocerotidae. Gene Ontology annotation, cellular component: postsynaptic density; trans-Golgi network membrane; postsynaptic early endosome. Gene Ontology annotation, molecular function: phospholipid binding; protein domain specific binding; protein kinase C binding.